Messenger RNA from Protomyces lactucae-debilis, 222 nucleotides. Its product is annotated as ribosomal protein L38e. The coding region runs from base 1 to 222 and encodes 73 amino acids. The transcript has 2 exons. Gene Ontology annotation, molecular function: structural constituent of ribosome. NCBI's taxonomy places the organism in Eukaryota, Fungi, Ascomycota, Taphrinomycetes, Taphrinales, Protomycetaceae. The record is from RefSeq and is a predicted model, not a curated record. Gene Ontology annotation, biological process: translation; protein-RNA complex assembly. Gene Ontology annotation, cellular component: cytosolic large ribosomal subunit; ribosome.
AUGCCUAAGCAAGUUCAAGACAUCAAGCUCUUCCUCGAGAUUGCUCGCCGAAAGGACGCCAAGUCUGCUCGCAUCCGAAAGUCCAAGAACGGCAAGAUUGUCAAGUUCAAGGUCCGAUGCAGCAAGUACCUCUACACCCUUGUCGUCUCUGACGCCGAGAAGGCACAGAAGCUCCAGCAAUCGCUUCCUCCUACCCUCAAGGUUGAGCAGGAGUCGAAGUAG